AUGCGGCUGUGCACUGCCUGGGAUCUGAGCCGAAACAACUUGACAUUCCUCGACGCGGCCGCUUUCGCCGACUUCCCGGGACUGAAAGAACUACACCUCGAGCACAAUGGCUUGGAGUGGCUCCCAGACGACACAUUCAAGGGCGCCGGUGGAAUCACGUUCUUGUCACUGGAGGGCAACGAUUUCACCAAGAUUCCAUGGGACGCCCUCAGAGCAUUGCCUGCGCUGGAAACACUGCACCUCAACAGGAAUCACCUGACGGAGGUGGUCCCGGCGGUAGAGCCGUCUUUCCACAGAAAGCUGCGCAAGGUGUGGCUAGACAGCAACCAGCUGUCUCGAGUGCCCGUCCAAUGCAUCCACUCCCUCCCUGGACUGGAAGCCUUAGGUUUGGGAGAGAAUCUCAUCGGGGAGCUGAAGGCGCACGCAUUCGGAAAUGCAUCGCGCCUAGAAGUGCUGUAA
Rhipicephalus microplus (southern cattle tick) is the source of this 459-nucleotide messenger RNA. It is a transcript of the gene rk, whose product is annotated as G-protein coupled receptor rickets. Gene Ontology annotation, molecular function: protein binding; G protein-coupled peptide receptor activity; protein-hormone receptor activity. Gene Ontology annotation, cellular component: plasma membrane. NCBI's taxonomy places the organism in Eukaryota, Metazoa, Arthropoda, Arachnida, Ixodida, Ixodidae. The record is from RefSeq and is a predicted model, not a curated record. Gene Ontology annotation, biological process: adenylate cyclase-activating G protein-coupled receptor signaling pathway; hormone-mediated signaling pathway; activation of adenylate cyclase activity.